AUGUCAUUUCGUACACUGCAUCUUGCAACUCAACUACAUCAUAUCCCAACACCCUCGCCGUUUCUCUUGGCAAACAGCAUUGCAAUAUCGAGGAUGUCUUCAUUCGCACGCACAAGUCUAACCAAGGCGCUUCGGCCAAGCGCUUCCACCUCUUUUGCCAUCGCAUCCAGCAGCAAACUCACCCUUCGUUCCAACUCCACCGCACCCUCACCAACCACCCUCGAACCCACCACCGACACCCCUACCCCCGUGCAAUACACCUACUUCGUCCCCCGCGUCGGCAAAACUCAAGCUUCCUACCCCGUCUACACCGACAUCCGCAACGGCGGCACCCGAAUCAUGACCGAGAUCCGCAAGAUCCAAGGCUCCGUCUCGGACCUCCAAACCGAUCUCUCCCUCUUCCUCUCGGAAACCUACACCGACUCCUCCCUGGAAAAUUCGCCUUUCCCACAACAGGUCAACAAGAAACCCCUCAGACCAAAACCAGGUCGCAAGUUGCUGGAUAGGACCGCAAACCCAACGUACCUCGAUCCAGUUCAAUCGUCCAAAGUUCAGUCGAGCGGAAAACUCAAGAUCAGAGGGAAUAGGGUGGAUGAGGUCAAGGCGUUCUUGCAAAGUAGAGGUUUCUAA
This is a messenger RNA of Pseudozyma hubeiensis SY62, 630 nucleotides long. RefSeq lists its product as hypothetical. The record is from RefSeq and is a predicted model, not a curated record. Bases 1 to 630 code for a protein of 209 amino acids. Gene Ontology annotation, molecular function: structural constituent of ribosome. The transcript has a single exon. Gene Ontology annotation, cellular component: mitochondrial large ribosomal subunit; ribosome. Lineage: Eukaryota; Fungi; Basidiomycota; Ustilaginomycetes; Ustilaginales; Ustilaginaceae. Gene Ontology annotation, biological process: translation.